UGUCAAUAAAUUUUUUUUCAUUUUGGCUUCAGUUUUUCAUAUUUUAUUUGUCGAUUGAAUAAAGCGGACAAAUUUUGAAACGUUUUUGACGAUUUUUAAAAAUGUAUAUUUUUAUUGAAACCUUGUGCUCUGAAUCAAAAGUUUUCAGAUAUUUCCUUUAUAUUCUACCAAUUUUAAUUUUUUUCGUGUUUAAAAAACUAAUUUCGAAGCAAUUGUAUGCAGUGCGAUCACGAAAUAAAAUACGUUUUCAAAAGGAGGACAUUGAUGACGAUGAUACUGUCCAAAUGGAUUCGCAUCACGGGCCAUGCAGCUCAGGAAGGAAUUUAACUUUUGAUCCAAUUCCAUUUUUGCCGGAGGUCGAACAUAUACCAUACUGUGGAUUGAACGAGAGUUUAGACGAAAGUGGCGAUCAAUUUUACAAUUUAGCCAAAAAUCGACGAAGCGUUCGAAAUUUUAAUCGCGAGAAACCGGUUGACUUAGCAGUGAUUGAAAAAUGCAUUUUGGCCGCUGGAACGUCGCCGAGCGGAGUGGGAACGCAACCAUGGACAUAUUGUGUGAUUCGUGCUGCUGACGUCAAGCAACAAGUUCGCGCUAUAAUUGAAGCUGAAGAGUACAUAAAUUACACGCAACGCAUGUCACCCCAAUUGCUCACGGACUUGAGACCUUUGCAAACCAACCAUUUGAAACCAUAUCUCACUGAUGCGCCGUAUCUAAUAAUCGUCUUCAAACAAAUCUACGGACACCGACCUGACGGUAAGCGGAUGCCGCAUUAUUACAAUGAGAUUUCGGUAUCGGUUUCAGUUGGUAUACUUGUCUCCGCUCUCGUUUGUGCUGGAUUAAGUUCAGUGGUUACUAGACCUGAAUGUGUUGGCUUGGCCCUGAAAAAAUUACUAAAACGUCCGGAAAACGAGAGAUUUUUAUUCGUUAUUGCAGUUGGCCAUUCGACUGAUGAUUGCAAGGUGCCUUGUAUUGAAUCAAAACCACUUCAAGAGAUCAUGGUGACUUACUAGCAUCAAAUAGACGGUGCUUAACACACUGAAUAUUAACUCUAAGUUCAAAUAUGGUGCAAGACGCAAAGAGGUUUUGUUCGUGCCUCUUUCAUCAUUCGAAAAGUCGUUAUUUACAAAAAUUGCAUGAAAAUCGCUAAA
Molecule: messenger RNA, 1148 nt
Organism: Bradysia coprophila
Lineage: Eukaryota; Metazoa; Arthropoda; Insecta; Diptera; Sciaridae
Product: iodotyrosine deiodinase-like
Cellular component (GO): plasma membrane
Molecular function (GO): oxidoreductase activity
Source: RefSeq, a predicted model, not a curated record